Molecule: messenger RNA, 2110 nt
Organism: Etheostoma spectabile (orangethroat darter)
Lineage: Eukaryota; Metazoa; Chordata; Actinopteri; Perciformes; Percidae
Gene: naa80
Product: N-alpha-acetyltransferase 80, NatH catalytic subunit
Exons: 2
Coding region: 1-1116 (371 amino acids)
Biological process (GO): protein acetylation
Cellular component (GO): cytoplasm
Molecular function (GO): acetyl-CoA binding; N-acetyltransferase activity
Source: RefSeq, a predicted model, not a curated record
AUGGAGAUCAACGCUCUGGUUUUAUCCUCCUGCAUGUGUCUCCUCUUACAGCAGAACUGUCAGGAUGCCGCAUCGUUACACAUCUGCUCCAGCUGUGCUUUAAACCCUGGUCACCACAGGUCUGAGCCAAUAACCUCUACCGAUUCCAAACCGGAGAGCGGAGGUGAGCAGAACGUUGACCCGAACCCCAUCUCAACAUCACACUGUCAGACACAACGUGUUGACAAAGUCUGUGAGAGCUCAACAUUGGAUGGAGAAGUUAAAGAGAAGCUGCACACGGCCUCCGAACAACCAGAGAGGAUCCGUGCGGUUCCGAUCUACCGGCGUCCGGACCUGCUGCUUCCCUGCGCAGACCUGGUCAACUCCGAGUGGCAGAGGAGCCGGGCCGCCCGGCUUCACUCUCUGCAGAAGUCCUGUCCAGAAUUCCCCGUCUGCCUUGUUCUCCUGCAGGGCCAGAGAGAGACGGAGCGGCUGCUCGGCCACGCCCGGCUGUCCCAGGUCGUGGGUCACGGCAGUAGCUUGUUCGUCGAGUCGGUGGUGGUGUCCAAGGCGGAGCGGGGGAAGGGCCACGGCCGCACUCUGAUGGAGGAGACUGAGCGCUACGCCAAAAGCAGAGGGUUCAAGCGCCUGUGCCUGACAACCCACGAUAAGCAGCACUUCUACGCCCACCUUGGCUACGUGCUGUCAAUGCCGGUGCAGAGCGCAGGCGCCAUGACGGCGUUUGUUCCCAUGGAGACUCUUUUGAGGUUCUCCAGAAUGCCGAGCGAAGAGGCGAACACACAGAAACCAACACGGACAAAGAUGGAUGCUCAAGUAUCUCAAGGAGGUGCUUGUGUGGUGGGGUUACCGCCACCUUCUAAUUUAGCUCCUCGCUCCAUCCCUCCACCACUUCCUCCCUCCAUCCCUCCACCACCACCACAAAAAACCCUCUUUUCUUCCAUCAUCCACCCCACCAACCAACCCCUCCUCCCCCAUCCUCCACCACACCACCCUCUUUUCCAUCACCUCCACCCCACCACCACCACCACCCCCUCCUCCCUCCAUCCCUCCACCACCACCACCCCCUUCCUCCAUCCCUCCUCCAUCUCCUCAGCUUGUAGUUCAGACUCUGACUGAAACUCCCUACAGAGACGCCAAAGGCGUUCCCAUCUAUUGGAUGCACAAAGACAUUUGACGAACACACAAUCGGAUGCACUAAGGAAUGCAUUCACCACUGCACAAAUGUAUGUUUAUACAGACAGAAACAUAUGUGGAUAUGACAUAUGAAGGACUCACACCAUUACUGGUCUCUCAAACAGAGAAUGAGUAAUAUGCAGUGUGGAAAGAUGGAAAUGUUUCAUUAAGCCAAAGAAAUACAGAAAACACUCCUGCGUUUACACAUUCAUUCACUGUUGGUACACAUGUAGACACACCCCGUCUCUCAAGCUCAGUCUACAGUAUAAAGCCUUGUGUCUUGGGCUGAAACACCAAGACAAUAACACAAUACAAUACAAUACAGAAGCGGACACACAAAAGCACUAUGUGCAAAUGUCUUAUUUUCAUCAUUCUUGUGGAAUAGAAGACAAAUGUGUUGCUUUGUUGCUAGUUAGGUACACCCAACCCUUGUUGUCACUUCCAAAUAACUGGUUUAGAUAAUUACAAAGAACUGCACAUUAAACUGUAUUGAUUGUGCUUGCAGUGGAGCGCCAGUGGGCUCGGUGGAUCUCUGUAAAGCUGCAAUUCAGCAGUGAGUCAAAUAGAAACUGUGGCCAACAUUACUGAAAUGUGAUUUGUUAAAGUCUCUCUCUCUUUGCUUAACAAGUAGAAUAUAAAUGUAUUUAUUUGAAACAGGGACAAUGCACAAAUGAACAUUAAACUUGUAAUACAAAAGAAUAUGUCUUGAGCCAGGUUAAAGCAACAAUUGCUAAUUUCCACCUGUAGUCCCUGAUAAUUCAGAGAAAAACAUACAACCCAACCAACGGCAUUACUUAUGCCCUUUGAGCAGUUCUGCUCCUGAUAAAUAUUGUAAAUCCAGUCUACAUCUGCUGCUAUUAAAUAGGGAUUCGUGGUUUGAAUGUGCCUUGUUGAAUUGCCAGAGAACUGAAGCCUUAAUGAAGUUCUAAAGACUUCA